This is a messenger RNA of Drosophila willistoni, 911 nucleotides long. RefSeq lists its product as uncharacterized. Gene Ontology annotation, molecular function: acyltransferase activity, transferring groups other than amino-acyl groups. The record is from RefSeq and is a predicted model, not a curated record. Bases 13 to 870 code for a protein of 285 amino acids. Lineage: Eukaryota; Metazoa; Arthropoda; Insecta; Diptera; Drosophilidae. The transcript is spliced from 4 exons.
CAUCAUCUCAAAAUGAAGCUGUUGCAAUCAUUGGAUUUUGUCGAUCUGGAAGAGUUGAGAAAACUCUAUAGCCAAGAUUGGCCCAAAUAUUGCACAGAAGUAUUUAGUUUGAAUUUUUUUAUAGAUCUUUUAAAAAAAUAUCCCAAUACAAGAAAUGUUAAGGCCUAUACCAUAAAGGAUCAGGAAUUGGGUCUAUUUCUCAUUGUGGAUCGCUAUCAAUUAUUUGUGGGCUGUCUGGAGGGUGAAAAGGCUCAGCUUAUUUUGGAGCAGGCUUUGCGUCAAUUGGAUUGGUCAAGAGGUCUACAAUGCAGUUCCCUGCGCUCUAGAUACUUGAAUGCCGCCGCUCAAGUGGUUCAGGAAAAGCAAUUGCCUAUUGACUUUAAACACACUAGCAAUUUGUACCAUCUUAAACACGAAGAUGCCUUAUAUCUAACUGUUGACCCACCAAUUGGCUUCUACUUGAAAGCUCUAGAUAUUCAAAAUGCUCAACUUAUAGAUGAAAUGUGGCAAUGGAGUCAUCCGGGAUCUCUGUAUUAUAUUCAACGACAGAUUUCCAUGUGUCCGAGUGUGGGCUUAUAUCAUGAAGAGACCCACGAGCUGGUGGCCUGGUGCAUUAGAUCACAGGAUGGUUUUCUGGCCGCUCUACACGUCAAGGAAGCUUAUCAACGUCGUGGCUUUGGCGUUCUGGUGGCUCGAGAACUCGCCAGACGUAUAGCCCAGUUGGGUCAGGAUGUCACCGCAGAGGUCUAUGCCUAUAACAAGGCAUCGGUCAGUUUAUUUAAUAAGUUGGGCUUUCGAGUGAUUGAUCAAUGUCAUUGGUUGAGUACUAAGUCUACCAUCAAGGAUGUUUCCUGGCCCGAUGGCGAGUGAUGGUUGUAAUCAAUAAAGAUUAAAGAGUAUUUGUAUAUUGA